Messenger RNA from Saccharomycopsis crataegensis, 396 nucleotides. RefSeq lists its product as uncharacterized. The record is from RefSeq and is a predicted model, not a curated record. The coding region runs from base 1 to 396 and encodes 131 amino acids. NCBI's taxonomy places the organism in Eukaryota, Fungi, Ascomycota, Saccharomycetes, Ascoideales, Saccharomycopsidaceae. The transcript has a single exon.
AUGAACCAUUCAGAUUCUGACCAACUCACCCCAACUACCUCCAAUACCAAUACCAAUACCAAUACCACCACCACGGUGAUUAAACCAAUAGCCAAAGGUUUGCUUUCGCAUACUUCUUCGUCGACCACCCUUGUGGAUUAUGGUAAGCCUCCGCAAGAAGUCUUUGCCUUGAAGGAUACGUUCAAUGGCUCGAGUUGUAUUUUGAAAGGUGCUGAUUCCCCAGGGAUUUACAAGCACUUGUUGGCAAAAAACCACCCAUUGGAGAACAACAAACAAGAGCAGCAAGAGACAAAAACAACAACAAUAAUAACAACAACGGCUUCAGAGAAAGAGACGGUGGAGAUUCCGGUGUUACGAGGCCCAGAGUGUCCGAAUACUUAUGCUCGGUAUUUUUGA